AUGUCCGGUCAAAACAACGGUCUCCUCGGUGGCUUAGGCGACACCCUAGGCAAGACAGUCGGUGGCGUCACCAACACACUAGGUGGUACAAUUGGUGGCCUCGGCAGCACUGUUGGUAAUGCCACUCAAGGUCUCGGACAGACUGUAUCUGGCACAACUGAAGGUCUUGGUAAUACUACGAAGAGUGCUGGAGAUGGUUUGCAAAAUGGGAUUCAGAGUGUGGGUGGGCAGAAGCAGACUGCUGACAACCCGCUUGGACUUAGCAGGUAG
Messenger RNA from Penicillium taxi, 270 nucleotides. RefSeq lists its product as uncharacterized. The record is from RefSeq and is a predicted model, not a curated record. The transcript is spliced from 2 exons. NCBI's taxonomy places the organism in Eukaryota, Fungi, Ascomycota, Eurotiomycetes, Eurotiales, Aspergillaceae. Bases 1 to 270 code for a protein of 89 amino acids.